GAAUUGAUCAUUUUUUUUGAAAUUCUUCUAAUAAGUCUUUCAUUUGUUUUUUUUUCGAUGUUAGAUGAUGAAAAUGUUGCUAAAAUGGUCAUCAUCAACAUCAUCAAUCAAAUUAUGUCAUUGUCGACAAUUGGUCGCUGGAAUGACGAAUACAAUCAAUCGUCAAAUGACAUUGAUUAUUAAUAGAGUUCAACCUAGUCGUAUACAAUAUAGAGCUUUACAAACAUUAGCUACAGAUUUACAGGAUAAUAUUAGCCAUAAUAAUAAUGUGAUAUUGAAAAAUUCGAAUAUACAAAAUUUACAAUCAACGAAUCGACAAUCAAAACGUAAAUAUUCGAAUAAUAACAGCAGCAGCAGCAGCAGCAGUAGUGAUGAUGAAAAAUUCAUUACUGAAAGUGAAAAUAAAAGUAAUUUUUUUACAAAAACCGAAAUUCUCGAGAUUUAUAAAUCAACAUUCAAAGCUACAUAUAGUGGUGGUGAAGUAGAUCCAAAAGGUGUAUUUACUAAUAAUGAAUUAUCAUUAUCCGAUAUCGAUAUCUAUGGUUUUGAUUAUGAUUAUACAUUGGCCUGCUAUAAAGAAUCACUUGAUUAUCUUAUUUAUGAUUUAGGUCGUGAUGUGUUGAUUAAUAAAUUUCAGUAUCCAAAAGAUAUUGAAUUGCUUGAUUACAUUCCAGAUUUUGCUAUUCGUGGUCUUCAUUAUGAUAUUGAAAAUGGUUUUCUCAUGAAAAUCGAUACAUUUCAUCAGAUACAAUUAGGUUCAGUGUAUCGUGGAUUAUCACCUGUACCAAGCGAUGAAAUUAUACGUCUUUAUAAUGGUCUUUAUAUACCAAGACAAUAUAUUCGUGGUGAUAACUAUGAAGAAAAUGUACGAAUGAAACAAUUGAAUGAUCUAUUUUCGGUGCCUGAAAUGUGCCUACUAUCAAAUGUGACUGAAAAUUUUAUCCAGAAUAAUAUACCAUAUUAUCCAGAAAUUCUUUAUCAUGAUGUUACUCAUGCCAUAAGGAGUAUUCAUCCAGUUAUACAUAAAAUGCUUGAUUUACAAAAAAUACCCAAUUAUUUGGAAAAAAAUGAACGUUUACCAGUGUUCUUGGAACAUCUACGAAAAAAUAAUAAAAAAGUAUUUCUCAUCACAAAUUCACCGUUCCAUUUUGUUGACAAUGGAAUGAAAUAUAUGAUUGGAAAUGAUUGGAGAUCAUUGUUUGAUGUUAUUGUAGUACAGGCACGUAAACCAUCAUUUUUCAAAAAAGAAUCAAGACCGUUUCGAACAUUCAAUUUGGGCAGCGAUCGUAUGAAUUGGAAUCGUGUAUCAACAUUGGAUAGAGAUAAAAUUUAUAUGGAAGGUACCGUAUCAGGUUUACUCAAAAUGACCGGUUGGAAUUCAAAUCGUGUCAUAUAUUUUGGCGAUCAAAUCUAUUCUGAUUUGGCUGAUAUAACAUUGAAUUUUGGUUGGCGUACUGGUGCAAUUAUUGCCGAAUUAGAAAAAGAAAUCGAAACGCAUAAUAGUCCAGAAUUUAAAGAGGCUGUAUCAGCAUUACAAGCUCUACAACAAUUAGUGGAUGAAGGCAAUGAAAAUAAUGUGGAUGAAGCUAUCCUUAAUCAAUUAAUACAACAACGUGAUGCAUUACGUUUUGAAGCUAAAACAUUGUUUAAUCCACAAUUUGGUUCAAUUUUUCGUACACAUCAUAAUCCAACAUAUUUUUCUCGUCGUCUAUUCCGUUAUUCGGAUAUCUACAUGUCACAAUUGACAAAUUUAUUAAAAUAUUCAUUAAAACAUACUUUCCUUCCACGACGAGGCCUGUUACCACAUGAAACACGUAUUUCACAAGUGGAACUUAUUCAUAGAGGUGAAUUUCCAAAAGCCUCAUGAAUAAAAUAAAGAUUUAUUUGAAUGAA
This is a messenger RNA of Dermatophagoides pteronyssinus (European house dust mite), 1893 nucleotides long. RefSeq names its product 5' nucleotidase C (gene Nt5c). Lineage: Eukaryota; Metazoa; Arthropoda; Arachnida; Sarcoptiformes; Pyroglyphidae. Gene Ontology annotation, molecular function: 5'-nucleotidase activity. The record is from RefSeq and is a predicted model, not a curated record.